UCUGGUGGGAGCCAGAUGUGGCAGUGCUGCUGCCGCCAACAGUGAGACUGAGAACCCAUGAGCCGAGUGCUGGGGACACCGCCUCCAUCUCCGCCUUCCUCACAGCGCUCCAAGAUACCUUCUUGCCUACGGAUCCUCCCCCUCUCAGCUCCUGCAAGCACUCACCUCAUCGUCUGCUGAUCCUCUUUCGCCGCAGGUUCACAGCGGAGGCAGCGCGGCAAGGUGUCCCAUUUGGGCACGUGAGGCCCGUGAUCCCCGGACGUGGGGAGGUGGGCACUGGACUAGAAAACCGGAGGAUUGGGGUUGGUGGGUGUCCAGCAAGAAAAUUGGGGUCGGUAUUCUGAUGAGUUAUGAGGGAGACUAAAAAGGGUGAUUUGGGGACUGUGUGUGUGUGUGUGUGUGUGUGUGUGUGUGUUUGGGGGAAUUGAAGAGCAACUGGAUGAUGUACAAAGGUAGCCAGGCAUGAAAAUACGUUUGUUAUAGGCGCUCAACAGGAAAAUGGGGAUGACCAGAAAGAGACAUGAAGGAGAGGUGAACACCAGGCAGAAGGCAUGAGGAUGGGAGACAAAAGGGAUUAAGAAUAGAUGGCCAUGGGCAGGGGGCAGGCGGAGUGACAUUAGUAGAAAUGGAGUAAUGAGGUAGAGGCUAAGAAAUGGUGAAUAGUCGUGUUUGGUGUGGGGGUCCUAGGAUGGCAACAGAGGAUCAGGCAUUAUGCAAAAGAGCCUGCUCCCUCUAUCUGGGGCCUCAACCACCAGGACCACAACAUUCACCGCCUCUCUAAUGCUGCAGCACAGCCAAAGAAGCCUGGAGGGAGGGCACUGAAGACAAACAUGCAAUAGUCUUUUGAUAUCCAGUAUUCCAGCUGGACACAUUAGAAUGAUUUGGGCUGAAUGUACCUGGUGCCCAAGAAGUUUGAGAUACAAAGGGAAAAAAUCUCACACUAUAAUACACCAAAUAUGUCUCCCUAGCCCCUUUCCUCCUCCUGCAGGCAUGAAGACCCUUCACAAAAAGGCAGCUGCAGAUCAGCAAACCAGGGAAACUGAUGAUCACCACAUUGGAUCUGCAAAUAUGAGGAAGAAAAAGACCUGUCAAAAGAAGCAAAGGGGCAGACCUUCAUCCCAGCUCCGAAGGAACAUAGUGGGCUGCAGAAUUUCACAUGGAUGGAAAGAAGGCAAUGAGCCCAUCACGCAGUGGAAAGGAACCGUUCUGGAUCAGGUGCCUAUCAAUCCCUCUCUUUACCUGGUCAAAUAUGAUGGAAUUGACUGUGUCUAUGGACUGGAACUUCACAGAGAUGAAAGGAUUUUAAAGCUUAAAAUCCUUCCUGAUAAGGUGCCAUGUUCUCGAGUCACAGAUGUGUGCCUUGCAAAUACCAUAAUUGGGAAAGCUGUGGAACAUAUGUUUGAGGGUGAGCAUGGUUCCAAAGAUGAAUGGAGGGGAAUGGUCUUAGCCCAAGCACCUAUCAUGAAAGCCUGGUUUUAUAUUACCUAUGAGAAGGAUCCUGUCUUAUACAUGUACCAGCUUCUAGAUGAUUACAGAGAAGGAGACCUCCGUAUCAUGCCAGAGUCCAGUGAGUCUCCUCCAACAGAGAGGGAGCCAGAAGGAGUUAUAGAUGGCCUCAUAGGUAAACAUGUGGAAUAUACCAAAGAAGAUGGCUCCAAAAGGACAGGCAAGGUCAUUCACCAAGUGGAAGCCAAACCCUCUGUGUAUUUCAUCAAGUUUGAUGAUGAUUUCCAUAUCUAUGUCUAUGAUUUGGUGAAAAAGUCCUAACUGUUAGGGUAAACUUUGCCACAUUUGUGAGAACAAAUGUAUACUUUGUAGAUGUGCAAAAUAAUGUUGCUUUUCAGUGUAUUGAAUGCUUAAGGGUCCCUGUUAAUUCAACAUCUUUGCCAGCAUAACUGUUUUUUUUUUUUUUUGAGAAAUACAAAUUUAUGUGGACAUGACAUGCUGUGUGUAAGGACUUUGUCAUGUUGAAAAGAUUGGGUGUGUUUGGUGGAUGGGGCAUGAAAGGAAGGGACAGCUGUAAAUGCAGGCUGUGAAUAAAGUUCAGCUAGUAUCAUAAUCAGUCAUCUAAAAAAUGGAAUAGGACUUAGCUGGUCUGGUCUAGAGAGGGGGGAGGAGAAGGAACUAGAGA
Messenger RNA from Lynx canadensis (Canada lynx), 2131 nucleotides. Its product is annotated as spindlin-2. The transcript has a single exon. The record is from RefSeq and is a predicted model, not a curated record. Gene Ontology annotation, cellular component: nucleoplasm; cytosol. Bases 877 to 1767 code for a protein of 296 amino acids. Lineage: Eukaryota; Metazoa; Chordata; Mammalia; Carnivora; Felidae. Gene Ontology annotation, biological process: gamete generation; regulation of DNA-templated transcription.